Molecule: messenger RNA, 5056 nt
Organism: Morone saxatilis (striped sea-bass)
Lineage: Eukaryota; Metazoa; Chordata; Actinopteri; Moronidae
Gene: asap2a
Product: ArfGAP with SH3 domain, ankyrin repeat and PH domain 2a
Exons: 28
Coding region: 298-3246 (982 amino acids)
Biological process (GO): positive regulation of GTPase activity
Cellular component (GO): cytoplasm
Molecular function (GO): protein binding; GTPase activator activity
Source: RefSeq, a predicted model, not a curated record
GGAGGGAUAUAACCUACUACACCUUGUAGCAAAGCGCGGUGCGACGCUGCAACUCCUUGAGCCAGCGUGCAAACACCGCUGCACCGGAUUGUUGUCGGGGAGCUAAACAAGGGAAUGACAUAAACACACCCAGAGAUGGUUUACUACCCGCGGGGACCUUCAGAGACACCACCACCACCACCGCCGCUGCUGCUGCUGCUGUGAACUUUUCUGUCCUAAAACUGUACAAACCAGAAAGUAGGGGGAGAUUACAGAGAAAGUGCUUCUGCUUCUUCUUAUCAGCAAAAGGGAUUAAUUAUGCCGGACCAAAUCACAGUUUCAGAGUUUGUGGCAGAGACUAAUGAAGAUUAUAAAUCGCCGACCGCCUCUAACUUCACCACCAGGAUGUCCCACUGCAGGAAUACAGUGGCUGCCCUGGAGGAGGCUCUGGAUGUGGACCGCAGUGUUCUGUACAAGAUGAAGAAGUCUGUGAAGGCCAUCUACACGUCUGGUCUAGCCCACGUAGAGAACGAGGAACAGUACACUCAGGCUCUGGAGAAGUUUGGAGAAAACUGCGUGUACAGAGAUGAUCCAGAUCUGGGUUCAGCUUUCCUCAAGUUCUCCGUCUUCACCAAGGAGCUCACUGCGCUCUUCAAAAACCUGUUCCAAAACAUGAACAACAUCAUCACCUUUCCUCUGGACAGCCUGCUGAAAGGAGACCUGAAGGGAGUCAAAGGGGAUCUGAAAAAGCCUUUUGACAAAGCCUGGAAGGACUAUGAGACAAAAGUCACCAAGAUAGAGAAGGAGAAGAAGGAGCACGCAAGGCAGCACGGGAUGAUCAGGACGGAAAUCAGUGGGGCAGAAAUUGCUGAAGAGAUGGAGAAGGAGAGGAGAUUCUUCCAGCUGCAGAUGUGUGAGUAUCUCCUCAAAGUCAAUGAGAUCAAAAUCAAGAAGGGGGUGGACCUGCUGCAGAAUCUCAUCAAGUACUUCCAUGCGCAGUGCAAUUUCUUUCAGGACGGUCUGAAAGCCGUGGACAACCUGAAACCUUCCAUAGAAAAACUGGCAACAGAUCUGCACACGAUAAAGCAGGUGCAGGAUGAAGAGCGGAAACAGCUGACUCAGUUACGAGAAGUCCUCAAGUCAGCGCUACAGGUGGAGCAGAAGGAGGAAUCACAGGUGCGGCAGAGCACCACCUACAGCCUGCACCAGCCACAGGGUAACAAGGAGCACGGCACCGAGCGCAGCGGCUACCUUUACAAGAAAAGUGACGGGUUGAGGAAAGUGUGGCAGAAGAGAAAGUGCACAGCAAAGAACGGAUACCUCACCAUCUCACACGGCACAGCUAACCGGCCGCCUGCUAAACUCAACCUGCUCACCUGCCAGGUGAAACACAAUCCUGAAGAGAAGAGAAGCUUUGACCUCAUAUCCCACGACAGAACGUAUCACUUUCAGGCCGAGGACGACCAGGACUGUCAGAUCUGGAUCUCGGUGCUACAGAACAGUAAGGAGGAGGCUUUGAAUCAGGCCUUUAAAGGGGACCAACAUGUCGGCGAGAACAACAUCGUGCAGGAGCUGACCAAGGCGAUCUUGGGAGAGGUCAAAAGGAUGACGGGAAACGACGUGUGCUGCGACUGCGGAGCGCCCAACCCGACGUGGCUGUCCACCAACCUGGGCAUCCUAACUUGCAUUGAAUGUUCGGGGAUCCACAGGGAGCUGGGAGUCCACUACUCCAGGAUCCAGUCACUCACUCUUGACGUACUCAGCACCUCAGAGCUCUUGCUGGCCAAGAAUGUGGGGAAUGCAGGCUUUAAUGAAAUCAUGGAGGCUUGUUUAAGUGCUGAAAAUGUGGUGAAACCCAACCCAUCCAGUGACAUGCAGGCGAGGAAAGACUUCAUCACGGCCAAAUACACCGAGAAACGUUUCGCCAGGAAGAAGUGUCCCGAUUCGACGUCGCGGCUCCAUACGUUGUGUGACGCAGUGAAGGCCCGGGAUAUUUUUUCGCUCAUCCAGGUCUACGCAGAGGGAGUCGACCUCAUGGAGCCCAUACCUCUGGCCAACGGACACGAACAAGGAGAGACUGCCCUUCAUCUCGCAGUCAGACUGGUGGAUAGAACGUCUCUUCACAUCGUCGACUUCCUCACUCAGAACAGUUUGAACUUGGACAAGCAGACGGUGAAAGGCAGCACAGCGCUGCACUACUGCUGCCUGACGGACAACAGCGAGUGUCUGAAACUGCUGCUGAGAGGAAGAGCUUCAGUCUCCAUCACAAACGAAGCCGGAGAGACGCCGCUGGACACCGCUAAACGUCUCCGACACACCGAGUGUGAAGAACUGUUGACUCAGGCUCAGACGGGAAAGUUUAACGUCCACGUUCACGUUGAGUACGAGUGGCGUCUCCAGAACGAGGACCUGGACGAGAGCGAGGACGAGAUGGAGGACAAGCCCAGCCCUCAUCGCAGAGACGAGCGUCCGGUCAGCUGCUACACCCCGGGCAGUAACUCCCACCUCCAGACCAGUCUGGGGUCUGCGGGCCGCGACGCCGCCAACCUCGCCAAGGACAAGCAGCGUGCCUUCAUGCCCAACCUGGUCAACAAUGAGACCUAUGGCACCAUCCUCAACAACCCGCCUCAGUCCUCCACCACCUCUGCUCCGCCCCUGCCCCCGAGGAACCUGGUCCAAUUAUCCGGUCUUGGAGGGAUUGGUCAGUCUUCAGCAUCCAGCAGCUGGAAGCCUGGUCCUUUAGACCUGGUUGGCCGACAGAGGUCGUCCUCAGACCCCCCCAACAUGCACCCUCCUGUGCCCCCCAUGAGACUCACAUCAACUGGAGGUCUGGGUUCUGCUUCGGUGGCGAAGAUGGAGGCCAUGAACAUACAGUCCAAGUCGGGCCAGGGACCACUGGGGUCCAGAAUAGCGCCACCUAAAUCUCCGGCAGGCAAUGAUAAAAGCUUCAACAGAGGACCUCUGAAUCGGACACAAUCCAUCGAAAGACCAGCUAAGGAAGUGCCAGGAUGCCCCCAGAACUCCAUAGGUCAGUCUCUGCCUCCAGCCCCCAUGCCGAGGAAGGCCUACCCAAAGCAGAGGCCGAAACGGGUGAAAGCCAUCUACAACUGCAUAGCCGACAACCCGGACGAGCUGACCUUCUCUGAGGGCGAGGUGAUCGUGGUGGAUGGAGAGGAGGACCAGGAGUGGUGGCUGGGCCACAUCGAAGGCGAUCCGAUAAGAAGAGGAGCCUUCCCGGUUACAUUUGUACACUUCAUUGCUGACUGAACGGUUGCUCUCUGGGUCUCAGGAACAGAAUGCAGCGUCCCGUCUCCGUCUGCCAGCCAGCAAAACCUCCACCGUCGUCCCAAUGUUUGUUGUCAACAUCCAUCGUCUUUACUGGCAUCAUCCGCAAGCUUGUUAGUGUCACUGCUGUAUCCUCACCUCGGCUGCAAAUCUGCGUGGGUCAUCCUGGCAGCCCUGGCUUAGACUUGCGCCAGAAAGUCUGGGUGUCGCUCCUUGCGAGGACUCGUGGGACUGUAAUGUGGGUUUUAUUGCUUGCUGUUCAUGUUUCUGACAAAGACUCUAAGAUUUAAAACAAAAAAAAAACAUGAUUGUAGUGAAUGACCUCUCGCAAUAAAUGCACUUUCCUUGUCUUUAUCCUUGUUACAACAUAAGACGACGUGACAUAAUGAAGGUUAUAUGUACAGUAUUAAUUUCAUCCGUUUUCUGCUCCGCUGUGUUGUACAGAAGGUUCAGAAAAGCGAUAGUACUGAGAAGACAACAGCAAUGUAUUUUAUCUUACUAACAACUGUAAAUGUGAACAUAGUCAACAUGCUUACAUUCCACCUCCGUGCACGAGCGAUUUUAAAUGCCUACCUGCUUUUCAACCCUGUAGUGGGCCUCCCAUGUGGAGGUUUUUCUAAUGGUGCUAAAUUAACCCUGGAAUAUGCUAGAAGCCGCACCCGAGGGAGCGCUUCCCUGUCCCCCGUAUCAAAGACAGACUGGCGUGAAAGGGAGGAAACGCAAAAAUAAAAAAUAGCCUCCAACUCAUCACACAGACACAUCAGUGAUGGAAAUGUAUGCCACAUCAUCUUCUACAACUGCUUCUCUACACACGUGCACACACACACCCCCUGUACUAUUUUAUAGAUAAUGUUAGCAACACUCCAGUUCUUCCUCCUGUACUGCUUCAGGGUGAAUGACGAGACUGACUGGAGCUGCAGCAGCCAGUAAUUACCGUUAUGCUGAGUCUGACACAUCAGGCCGUCUUUGCCUGUCAUCUGCCUUAUUAGAGGAAUAGUGUGUGUGUGUGUGUGUGUGUCGUCUGCACAGUAUAAGCUGAGAAUGAAAGAAUAUUGAAGUUAAGAAAUAAAAAAAGAGCGACUGGGGAAUGUGAUGAAAACCGGGAGGUAGCUCUGUGACUUUAGUUGCUCCCUCUUGCCUUUGAGAGCUCCCAGACUCUUUUGACACUCUCUGUUCAACUAGACAUAAAGAGAAAGGAAUAUACUUCCUACAGCUUAAGCCUCUGAUAUCUGGGGUCCUAUAAUGUAGAAAGAUGAGUUUAUCAAUAGUGUUAUGAAAGAAAUAUAAAACAAUCAAUGUAAUUAACUUCAUUUUGGUUGCAGAGCAACUUUCUUUCUGUUCAUAAUGCUGAUGUUAGGCGUUGGACCUGAAACCGGAGCCUUCCAUGGAUAUUAAGAAGAGAAGCAUGUGAAUCGUAGCUGAUCUGUUCUCUUCAACGUGUUUAAUAUGAACUCACUGGAAACAGGAAGAUUUAAUAAUCUAUUCAUGUAAAUAGAUUUGGUUUUGUUUUGUUGAUAUUUAAAUGUAAAAAAAAAAAAGAGAGCAGAGCUAACCUGGGCAGUAAAUGUCUUUUAAUGCGCUGUGGUGAUGAGCAGUUACAGAUAUGACCUCAGCUGGACCUGUGUGUGUGUGUGUGUGUGUGUGUGCUGAAAACACAAAUAUAGUCUCACACACAUAACUGGGAAAAUAAACUUAAUUCAUCCUCAUUAACUGUAUGUGGAUCACUGCAUCGCCUCUUAACUCUAUUGUGCAAGUAAAUGGGAAAAUGAAACUGGAAUAAUAAAAUAUGAAA